GCAUGAUUGAUUACACUGCACAUGCAGGGCAGCAAGGUAUGAGUCAAUGCCGAGCUCCGAGAUUCAUAGAUCCCUGGGUCCACGGUACUCUAUCGUAGUUAAGCAUCUCGUCCCUGUCUGCCCCACCAUAUCCACCCCACCCCCACCAACGCCCACAAGAUGUCGCAACUAACCGUCCCCGUGCCCACGCUCGGCAAGACGGAGCCACUGUUUACCGACGCCCUCGCGGUGCGCAUGCCCGUGUUCGUAGUGGAACAGUGCAUACCCCUCGAAAACGAAAUCGACUUGGACGACGAGCGGAGCUGGCACUUUGUCUGCUACUCCAACUCCGGCUCCACGCCCGUAGGCACGCUGCGGAUCGUGCCGCCGCCGCAUGCGCACCACGAGGGCGAGGGGGUUCCUCACGAUGGCGAUGGCGGACAUGUUAAGGUUGGCAGGUUUGCGACGUUGAAGGAGUUCAGAGGGAGGGGCGUGGGGAGGGCGUUGGUUGAUGCUGCGGUGGCCUGGUUGGAAAGCGAGGGGGACAAGGUUGAGGGCUGGGAUGGGAGGGUGCUGGCGCACGCGCAGGUCGGUGUUAGGGGCGUGUGGGAGCGCUUGGGGUUUGCGGUUGAUGAGCGGAUGGGAGUGUGGGACGAGGAAGGGAUCGAUCACUGUGGGAUGUGGAGGACCGUGAGGAAAUGAAGUACAGAAGUAGACUCUAAAGACAAUGGUGACUGUCGUAAAAUAAAAUAAAAAAGGAUAUCCCCAGUAACCCAAACUUGGCUGCUACCUACUCCAGCUACUCCCGAUCCUUCAUGAUGUCCAUCAGCCUGUUGAUCCUAUGAAUGUGCAUCUUGUUCCCGUUCAUGUCCACCUCCUCUUCCACGCCCUCCCCCAGCUCCUCCUCAUCCUCGUCACUUCCUUCAUCACUCUCCUCCUCCUUCCCCGGCUCAAAAUCACUAUCCUCCUCAUCCUCCUCCUCAUCGCUCCCCAUCGCCCACCGCGCCAGCGUCGUAACCGGAAUCCCCUCGAUCGUCGCUUCAUUCCUCCACUCCCCAUCCGUCUGCUGAAACUCGACCCUGCGGCGUUUCUUCUCCCCUCCCGUCCUCUCCCCUCCCAUCCUUUCCCCACC
Molecule: messenger RNA, 1111 nt
Organism: Tricharina praecox
Lineage: Eukaryota; Fungi; Ascomycota; Pezizomycetes; Pezizales; Pyronemataceae
Product: acetyltransferase
Exons: 2
Coding region: 160-681 (173 amino acids)
Molecular function (GO): acyltransferase activity, transferring groups other than amino-acyl groups
Source: RefSeq, a predicted model, not a curated record